AUGGAACUACCAGAACACCGUAGAGGACGGUACGACCUUGCAGACUUGCAGGGGAGGAGUUUCAUUGAGAACCUGGCGAAGAAGCAGAGGAACAGCAACCAGCUGUCCGAGGAUGCCAUGUCGCAGGUGCUGGUCUGCAACAUCGCGGAGCAGCUCUCCCCGGCGCAGAAGGAGUCCCUGGCGCUGGCGGUGCAGGCCUCCCCGGGGCCGGUGAUCCUCACGGCCGUGGAGGGCCUCUUGGGCAGCAAGGAUGCCGUCAUGAAGAUGUGCCUGGAGAUCCGCAUCAGCCUGGCUGAGAGCACCAUAGCGCGGCAGAUCCAGGACAUAGCCAGGCGCGAGAGCUCGGAGCUAUCUCCAGCGCUCUGCGCGCAAAUCGCCUCCGCUUGCCCCGGGGACCUGCGGAAGGCCAUUGCAGUGGCGCAGCUCCUUGGCGCCUCCAGCGGCGAAGCUCUCCUCCCACAGGCCACGCUGGCUCCGCUACCAGCAUGCGGGCGACUGCUGAGCCAAAGCAGCUUGGACGAAGCCUUGGACCUCCUGGACUUGGAUGCCGAGAUCCGCGGGCUGCUUCGCUGGAACUGCUUGCCGGCCCUGGCACAUGGGAAGCCAGGCAAAGACUCCCAGGAUUCGAAGCCUGUGGCCGCGGUGGCCGACCACAUGGACGUGGAUGUGCAGGAGCCACAAGCAGAAGAGGCAGAGGAGCCAAAGGAAGCGAAAGAGGUAGCUGAAGAAGCUGACCGGCAGAUGCAUGAGAACAAGGGGCCACACGCAGAAGAGGUGGAGGCAGAGUGCCAGAUGCACGAGGAGCCAAAGGAAGCAAAAGAGAGAGCCGAAGACGCUUCAGCGGGCAAGAAAGCGGAGGAGCCACAAGCAGAAGAGGCAGAGGCAGAGUGCCAGAUGCAGGAGGCGCAGGAGGAGCCAAAGGACACGGAAGAGGUCGCUGAAGAAAGUGACCGCCAGCACGAGGAGCUGCAAGCUGAAGAGGCAGAGGCUGACUGCCAGAUGCACGAGGAGCCAAAGCAAGCAGAGGCCGAAGCUGACACGCAUGAGGAGGAGACGCAAGAUGCGAAAGCGGCCGCAGAAGAGGCUGACCACCAGAUGCACGAUGAGGACUGUGAGGUGCAGGCAGUCAUCCCUGGGGCAGGAGCACCGAGUCAGGAGGAGCUCGAGAGGCUUUCCUCAUGUGCCAGGAUUGCGUCCCUCCUGGCGCUCAGCGAUGCCGCUGCUCGAUCCACGGAGCUGGCGGCUGAGCAGGCCGGGGCGAUGGUUGACUGCAGCAGCCCUGCAGAUGAGGAACCGCUUCUGCUGGCCAUCGUCAGCCGGGAGGUUCAGAGCUACAACCGGGUUCAGGGCUACACACGGGCUCAGUUCCAGCCCAGCAAGGCCUUGCCGGACCCGGUGUGCCCCAUCAACACGGAGCAGUUCAAUAUGCUCGCCUCCCAACUUUCCGUGCCCAAGGCUUGGAUCCUGGAUCGGCUCUACGACUGGCUCAUCUACACCCGUUCCAAUGCCUCCAUGCGAACGCUGAAGAACUUCAAGACGUGGCUGAAGCGCCAGGCCACAGGGCACCUCUGA
Effrenium voratum is the source of this 1572-nucleotide messenger RNA. Lineage: Eukaryota; Dinophyceae; Suessiales; Symbiodiniaceae. The record is from the annotation of a GenBank genome assembly.